Molecule: messenger RNA, 4144 nt
Organism: Hydractinia symbiolongicarpus
Lineage: Eukaryota; Metazoa; Cnidaria; Hydrozoa; Anthoathecata; Hydractiniidae
Product: ATP-dependent 6-phosphofructokinase, muscle type-like
Exons: 26
Coding region: 367-2874 (835 amino acids)
Biological process (GO): canonical glycolysis; fructose 1,6-bisphosphate metabolic process; fructose 6-phosphate metabolic process
Cellular component (GO): 6-phosphofructokinase complex; cytoplasm
Molecular function (GO): monosaccharide binding; 6-phosphofructokinase activity; identical protein binding
Source: RefSeq, a predicted model, not a curated record
AGAUUCAACAUUAUCACACUUUAAAUCAGCAAGAAUCUGCAAGUAUAACUGGUGAAAAUAAAAAAUAAAAGUGAAGAAAAUGUCAAAAAUUAGGAAAAUAAAGAUUUAAUAUUGACUGGACACCCUGAUUAUGAAGUGUUGAUUGAUACCUUCUGAUUCAUAGAUUUAUUUCAGGUCCUAGCAAUAUCUUUAUGCAAAUAAAUGGACUGAAAAAGACCUCAUUUUUGCUUUUGUGCCUACUAUGUUCUGUAUAUUAAAAAAGGUCUGUAUAGAUUAAACAGCACUGUAUAGAUUUUUUUAUGUUUAUUGUAUUCCUCUUUAGAAUAUAAAAUUAACAAUAAACAGUCACAAAACAAACUUACCAAGAUGUUGUGGUACGUUGUCAGCAUUGCGUCUUAUCUUUAUCAAAAAGUCAUGGUUUUUGUUAAUCGUCAGGCUGCUAUUGCUCCAAGAUCUAGACGCCGAACAACUAAUUCCGAUUCAGCUUUCUCCGAUGACGUGGAUGCACCCAUGCUAAGAAGGCCACGAUAUGGAAGAAGACUGAAGAAGAAAAUGUCCUUUGCAUCUGGAGUUGAUGGAAUUGGUCAAAGUAUUGCUAUUUUAACAAGUGGGGGUGAUUCACAAGGUAUGAAUUCAGCUAUCAGAGCAACAGUAAGAUUGGCUUUACAUGCUGGUGCGAAAACCUUUGUAGUAUAUUGGGGUUAUCAAGGUCUUGUUGAUGGUGGAAAGAACAUAAAAGAAAUUUUCUGGGAUGGUGUACAUGGAAUAAUUCAUCAAGGAGGAACUGUGAUAGGAAGUGCAAGGUGUACUGAUUUUAGAGAACGGGCUGGUAGAAAGAAAGCUGCUUACAACCUUAUCAAAAGAGGAAUAACAAAUCUUGUUGUUAUUGGUGGAGAUGGCAGUUUGACAGGUGCGAGUUUGUUAAGCAGCGAAUGGAAGUCACUAGUUGCAGAACUGAAAAAUGAAGGAAAAGUAACAGAAGAACAAGCUAUAGAUCACUCAUAUUUGAGCUUAGUUGGAAUGGUUGGUAGUAUUGAUAAUGACUUCUGCGGUACUGAUAUGACCAUUGGGGCUGAUUCAGCAUUACAUAGGGUGUUGGAAAGUGUGGAUGCAAUUGCAACAACUGCUCAAAGCCAUCAAAGAGCCUUUAUUCUUGAAGUGAUGGGUAGAAGAUGUGGGUAUCUUGCUCUGAUUGCUGGUAUCAGUUGCAACGCAGAUUGGGUUUUUCUUCCUGAAUGGCCAUCAGAAGAUGGAUGGGAAGAAAAUUUGUGUGAUAAUUUGAGAAAGACACGAGAGACUGGGCGUGUCUCAACUAUCAUAAUAUUAGCAGAAGGAGCGCAGGAUGUACAUGGAAAUCCAGUUACUGCUGCUCAAGUUAAAGAGCUUUUAUCGAAGAAAUUAAAAUACGACACAAGAGUGACAGUGCUGGGACACGUGCAACGAGGUGGAACACCAUCUGCAUUUGACCGACUUUUGGCAAGUAGGCUUGGUGCUGAGGCAGCAUUGUGUGUUUUGGAAUCAGGCGAGCAAACAAUUCCCACUGUUAUGUGUUUAAAUGGUCAACAAAUUGUAAAGAAACCACUUCAAUCCUGUGUCGACUCCUGUAUUGAAAUAAAGACUGCAUUUGAUAAUGGUGAAUUUGAGAAGGUGGUUAAAUUGAGAGGAAGUACGUUUGAAAAGAAUUUGAUCAUGUUUAAAGAAUUGAAGCAUGUCUCACCUCCACAGACACCCACCAAUAAGGGUUAUAAAUUAGCUGUUAUGACAAUAGGUGCACCUGCUGGUGGCAUGAAUGCGGCUGUUCGGUCAUUUGUACGUAUUGCAUUGUACAAUGGACAUUCAGUGUUAGGAGUUACAGAUAGUUUUGAUGGUCUUAUGAACAACAAGUUUCGAUAUCUUACUUGGUCAGAGGUAGAACAAUGGACUGGACAAGGUGGUUCAAAUCUUGGCGUUUCAAGGACACUACCUGAAAAACAUCUUGACAAAAUAGCAGAACGUCUGAAAGAGCAUGGUAUUCAAUCUUUGCUGAUUAUUGGUGGUUUUGAGGCUUUUGACAGUUUGGUGCAGCUUACUCAAGCUCGCAAAAAGUACGAUGAAUUCUGUAUACCCAUGGUUGUAAUACCAGCCACGAUGAGUAAUAAUGUUCCAGGCUCCUGGUUUUCACUUGGUGCUGACACAGCUUUAAAUGUUAUUGUAGAGAGUUGUGACCGCCUUCGUAUGUCUGCAAGCAGUUCUCAAAGUCGAGUCUUUAUCGUGGAAACAAUGGGUGGUAGAUGUGGUUACUUAGCUACCAUGGCUGCGAUAGCUGGUGGCGCGGAUUCAGCAUAUACAUUUGAAGACAAAUUUACGUUGGCCGACCUAAAGGACAACAUAACUCAUUUAAUACACAAGUUCAAGUACAGUAAUUUUGGCAGUGGAUUGAUAUUACGAACGGAACACUGUAAUGAAAAUUAUUCUACGGACUUCAUAUCCCGCGUGUAUUCCGAAGAAGGAAAGGGAAUCUUUGAGACAAGAACUAAUGUUUUGGGACAUGUGCAACAGGGCGGCACUCCAUCACCUUUUGAUCGUUUGUGCGGAACACGUCAGGGCGUGAAAUCCUUUAAUUUUCUGCUACAGAAAAUGGACGCCUGUAAAGAUGAAUUUGGUUUGGUGAAAACAGAAGAUCCCAAUUCAUCCUGUGUGUUGGGACACAUUAAAAAUUCUUCCACGUUUACUCCAGUAUUAGAUCUGUUAGAAAAUACAGAUUUCAAAAAUCGUGUGCCAAGAUGUUAUUGGUGGACGAGUAACAUAAAACCUCUUCUCAAAGUGCUGGCGCAUUACGAAGUCAUGUAUUAUCGUGAGACUGACCGCGGUGAUGUUGGUUCCUUCUCAUCGUGAUACUGACCGCGGUGAUGGUGGUUCCUUCUCAUCGUGAGACUAGUCGCGGGGGUGAUGUUUGCGGUAAUCUUUCUAGGAAGUAAUAUAUAGAAGUAUUUUAGGUUAGCUAGAUUUAGCGCAACACAGGAUAGGCGUAAAUGUUAUAUUCAAUAAAAGUUAAUAAUAAAAAUUCAUUGCGAUGGAUCAACCAUUGAUGAUUGUGUUCAAGGUCAUAAUAAGGAACGUCCCCUCUAAAACGUCUAGAUUUAGCACCCCAUUCCCCCUCUAUUCGUGUCAUUCUGUAUGACACAAACUGAGCAGUUAGAAGAGUAGUAAACUAUGGCAUGUAUCCUACGUAAUCAUAUGGGAUGCAUUACCCCAAUCAUAAUUAAAGGUAUAUAUUGAAUGUAAAUUGUGCCAUACACUUCCCCAAUCCUAAAACAUAAAUUGAUUACCGCCACACUCCCCCUCCCUCCCUCGCUCGGGACGUUAAUUAUGUAUGACCCCUCCAGAAAAAAUUCGCUUAAAUAUGUAACAACGCACUACUAUCGCAAGUUAAAUUGAGUUUCUAUUUUAUUGCAUGUUCUUGAAAACACUGACGCAAUCAAAUGCUGUAAUAAAAAGUGUCAUGUGAUAAGAAUGUUUUAGGACGAAACAGACCCUUUCUUGUUGUUUUGUUGUUUCAGCGGUUAUCUAUUUCUAAGGACUUCUCCGUUGGUGUUAUUUUUUAGUUGGCGCGAAUUUUAAAUUAACUUCAGUCAUAUUUAUUGCACGCCUUUAAAGUUUUAUAUUUUAUUAUACAUGAAGUGUUAAUGUUCCUAUUUUUUGUUUGUUUGCAUGUUAUUGAUCAUCAAAGAACAUGGCUGAACUAAAAAAAAUCUUUUGCCGUAUUUCCAUCCAUUUUCGUUUUUUAAGCAACCAUUUUGUUAAAGUUGUGCUAAAAAUCUCGAGUUUAGAAGAAGCAACAAAUGAAAUUAACAGACAUUGAUUUUUGCAUUAGUUUCUUAUCGUGUGGUUAAUGAUUUAUACUCAUUUAUGGAAGAAUUUCUUUUUCUGAUUUGAGCCGAAUAAUUAUGUUUUCUGAAUGGUAGGUAAGGAUUGGUUAAGUGCCGUUUCAGCAAUUUUUUUUUACGAGCUUUGAAACUUUGUGAACUAGUAACUUUGCACCAGAUGUAAAGUUACAUUGCUUUAAAAAACAUGCACGCUCAAUAUUUACUAUAUAUAAUUAGCUAGCAAUUAUUUAAUUUUGUAUUAGUCAUGUUUUGAUUGUAACAUUUAAUUUGAUUUACAA